ACGGGUGCCCGUUAAGCUACCACCUUCUGUGUUUGGGUGCCAGGCCCCUCUCCCCCGCAGCCAUGAACCAAGCUUUCUGGAAAGCUUACAAGUCCAAAGUGCUACAGACUCUGGGUGGAGAAUCUGAAGAGGACCUGGCGGAGGAGGGGGAGAACCCAGCAUUAGUGGAGUCUGAGGCGGCAGAACCCCAAGAGGAGGCCUUCAAUCCCGUGUCACAGCUGGCCCGAAGGGUUCAGGGGGUGGGGGUGAAGGGCUGGCUGACCAUGUCAUCUCUGUUUAACAAAGAAGAUGAGGACAAGCUGCUGCCACCGGAGCCCUGCGCUGAUCACCCGCUGGCGGCGCCUCCCCCGUCGCAGGCGGCCGCGGCCGAGACGGAGCCGCGCGGGCCGGGAUUCUGGGACGCGUUCGCCAGCAGAUGGCAGCAGCAACAGCAGGCGGCGGCGUCCAUGCUGCGCGGCGUGGAGACCCCCGCGGAGCGGGACCCCGAGCCCGGGGACAAGCCGGCCGAGGAGGCCACCGAGUGCCCCGAGACCCGGGAGGUGGACCCCGCGGCAGGCUUCAAGUGGGGUUUCCUCACCCACAAACUGGCAGAGAUGAGGGUGAAGACCGCGCCCAAGGGCGACUAGCCGGGGCCCGCCCUUCCCUACCUCCCAUAAAACUCCUGGAUCGACA
Peromyscus leucopus (white-footed mouse) is the source of this 672-nucleotide messenger RNA. It is a transcript of the gene C2H1orf232, whose product is annotated as chromosome 2 C1orf232 homolog. NCBI's taxonomy places the organism in Eukaryota, Metazoa, Chordata, Mammalia, Rodentia, Cricetidae. The transcript has 4 exons. The record is from RefSeq and is a predicted model, not a curated record. The coding region runs from base 63 to 626 and encodes 187 amino acids.